AUGGCGAACGGCACGACCAAGGAACGCGAAAUCCAAGAAUUCGUGGACAUCUGCCACGAACUCAAGAACGAAGUCUUGGACGUGAUGACGAAGAAGUACACGAUGCCGACGGAAGCCGUGGAGUGGGUCAAGGAGAUGAUCGAUUACAACUGUCUUGGCGGCAAGAUGAACCGCGGCAUCAGUGUCAUCCACUGUGCGGAAGCGUUGACCCAAGGCAAGGGCUUGACCCCUGAAGCGCGCAAGAAGGCUGCCAUCUUGGGAUGGUGCAUUGAAUGGCUCCAAGCGUUCUUCCUCGUUGCCGACGACGUCAUGGACGACUCGAUCACCCGUCGUGGGCAACCUUGCUGGUACCGCCUGCCCAAGGUCAAGCAAAUCGCCAUCAACGACGCGUUCUUGCUGGAAUCGUUCGUGUAUUCCAUCUUGAAGACGUACUUCCGCAGCGAACCGUACUACAUCGACUUGGUCGAGUUGUUCCACGAAGUGAUUUUGCAAACCGAGUUUGGCCAGCUGCUCGACUUGACGUCGCAGCCGCUGGAUGGUCCCACCGACUUGGACCGGUUCACCAUCGAACGCCAUCAAAAGAUUGUCGUGUUCAAGACGGCGUACUACACGUUCUACCUCUCUGCCGCCUGUGCCAUGCACAUCAGCGGCGUGACCGACGCGGCGUGCUUUGCUCAAUGCCAAGACAUUUGCGUCAAGAUUGGAGAGUACUUUCAAGUGCAAGACGACUACUUGGACUGCUACGCCGACCCUGAAGUGCUCGGCAAGAUUGGCACGGAUAUCCAAGAUAACAAGUGCAGCUGGCUGGUGGUCCAGGGCCAGCAAGCAUACCAGUCCGUGUCGCACGUAUAUACAUAUCCCCCCGUCAAACAAAACAGACGUUAA
Molecule: messenger RNA, 885 nt
Organism: Aphanomyces astaci
Lineage: Eukaryota; Oomycota; Saprolegniomycetes; Saprolegniales; Verrucalvaceae
Exons: 10
Coding region: 1-885 (294 amino acids)
Biological process (GO): trans, trans-farnesyl diphosphate biosynthetic process
Cellular component (GO): cytoplasm
Molecular function (GO): (2E,6E)-farnesyl diphosphate synthase activity; dimethylallyltranstransferase activity
Source: RefSeq, a predicted model, not a curated record